GGCGGCGGCGGCGGCGGCGGCGGCGGCCCGAGCUGCCAUGGACGCGCUCAAGUCCGCCGGGCGGGCGCUGAUCAGGAGCCCCAGCCUCGCCAAGCAGAGCUGGGGGGGCGGCGGCCGGCACCGGAAGCUGCCUGAGAACUGGACAGACACCCGGGAGACACUGCUCGAGGGCAUGCUCUUCAGCCUCAAGUACCUGGGCAUGACGCUGGUGGAGCAGCCCAAGGGCGAGGAGCUGUCGGCCGCCGCUGUCAAGAGGAUCGUGGCCACGGCCAAGGCCAGUGGGAAGAAGCUGCAGAAGGUGACUCUCAAGGUGUCGCCACGGGGGAUCAUCCUGACCGACAGCAUCAGCAGCCAGCUCAUUGAGAACGUGUCCAUUUACAGAAUCUCCUACUGCACAGCAGACAAGAUGCAUGACAAAGUGUUUGCGUACAUCGCACAGAGCCAGCACAACGAGAAUCUUGAGUGCCACGCUUUCCUCUGCACCAAGCGGAAGAUGGCCCAGGCUGUCACCCUCACAGUAGCCCAGGCCUUCAAAGUCGCCUUUGAGUUUUGGCAGGUAUCCAAGGAAGAGAAGGAGAAGAGGGAGAAAACCAGCCAAGACGGAGGGGACAUCCUGGGUGGGGGCUGCCGAGACAGCACCCCUUCGCUGAAGAGCCUGGUCGCCACUGGGAACCUGCUGGACUUGGAAGAGACAGCCAAGGCCCCACUGUCCGCGGUCAGCGCUAACACCACUCACGUGGACGAGGCACUGCGACCUCAAGACUUAAACAGCAGCAGCGUUGUCUGGGAGCUGGAUGAUGGCCUGGAUGAAGCAUUUUCAAGGCUUGCCCAAUCUCGGACGAACCCUCAGGUCCUGGACACUGGACUGACAGCACAGGACAUUCAUUACGCCCAGUGCCUCUCGCCUGUCGACUGGGACAAGCCUGACAGCAGUGGCGCCGAGCCGGACGACCUCUUCAACUUCUGAGGCCUGGGGCUGGCAGGACACGUGACAAACCAAAGCCACCCACGUCGGGGGCGGGGGCCAGCUCCAGGACCCCCAGCCACUGUCCUUCAGUCGGCAGCGCUGUCAGUCUGCAGAUCAGAGCUGCAGCCAGUCAAGCAGAGGGAAGUAGAGAUUCUUUUUUAACCCCGUUCUUUCUCUAAGAACUGAAAGAUGCCUUGAAUAUUUAUUCAGUGACUCCUGGUUCAACUCAGAAGCUGGUUUUGCAUCAGGCACCAGCGCAGUGUUAUAACCAGCUUUCUGCCCUCUCUUGAGCGAGCUCUGCUCCACCGUGGGUGUCAGGAUGGUGACCAAAGCAUUUCUCGUCCCUUCUCUUCAAGGGCCCAGAUUUCCCUGGAGGUGCCCUUGCUCCUUACUGAAAGUAGUCGGAUCGUUCAUUUCUGUCAUCCUUUGAGCACAGGAGGGCAACACAGCCUCGGGAGAAGACCGUGACAUCCAGCCCGCCUUCCGUGGGGGGCCCAGCGGGCCGGGGCUUGGGCUCCUGGCCCUGGGGGCUCUCAGAGACAGAGGGGCAGCCCCUGACCAAAGACAACACGUGGCAGGCACUUUAAAGCACGCACAGCAGGUGUGGCCCCCAGCUCCUCGAUGGUACUUUGUUGCGUAGAGCUUUCUUUCUGCCCUUCUUCCGAGAGACGAGGCCCAGAGUCCCCAUCAGUGCUUGGAACCGGUGUAACUGGCUGCCCUGGACUCCCAGAGUCUGCCUGUGACCGUGGGGUCAUCCGUGUGACCGCCUCCUGCAGAGCUCCCACCCUGCCCUUCCCCCUCCACGGGGAUGAAGGUUUUCCCGCGCUGCUGUUCGGUCUGAGCCCCACCUCCCCAUACUUCCUGAGAUAGUGCGUGAAACCUAACACCUAGAUUUGUUUGCGAAUGGUUGGUUGCCAGUUUCUAGAUGAGGAAACUGAGACCACACGCGUGGAAGGGGUAGAGUCAAGAGUAGAACCCAGAUCUGGUGCCAAAGCUGCCUUCUCACCCACACCUGUCACAACUCACACCUCCUUUUUUCUAGCUUUGUUGCCCUCCCAGGAACCAAAAAGCCCCAGCUAUUUUCUGACCAAAAUGUGUUUCAUAACAAACCAUCUGGUGCCUUUACUCAUAUAACUGGCAUGAGCCUGUGUGCCCUGCUGGCUAUCUCGCUGUUGAUUUCUGUGAAAAUGGAAGUGUUUGAAGUCUGCUAAUUCAGAGGGUGAAACAAAACCAAACUUCAUAAGCAUCACGCUGUUCCUUCCUGAUGCUCCGACCCCAGGUCGGGGACAUACCAGCGGCAGCCUGUCUUCAGAGUCUCCCUUCCUCCCCUUUCACCCCCAUGGGGCUCCCAGCAAAGCCGCCAGCACAUUCUUCAUCCUCAGGUGCCUCCCAGGCCUGGCUUUACCAAGCUUAAGUCUCUGGUGAUAGUUGGAGCAGGUUUCACCAGCCCAGGAAACACACCGUUUCUUAGAAUCUACGUAUCUAAGCAUCUGAAUCAAAACACAGAGACAGGAGUGCCUGGGUGAGAGGUGGGGUGGGAUUGCCUUUAUCACAAUGUGAGGAUAAUUUCCUUUCCCUGGCCCAGCUCCUGCACCCCCGCUGCCCACCCCAGAUCUCCUUGGUAUCAGCCCCUGUAUUUGUCGUGAGGCAGCAGGGCUUGGGCCUGACACGGGCCACCCUUGGCACAAGGGUCCAGGAGCCCUGAGAAAGGCUGUGCUGUGUUUGUGUGAGUCUCCAUGGGACCUUCAUCUGAUCUCUGGCCAACAGUGGUCAGUGUGCUCCCCUUGUGUCUACAGAUAAGUUUUGUUGUGCUUUACUUUGUGUUGCUGUAAAGGAAGUUCUAAUGAGGAAAAAAAUAAGUAAUAAAUGUUCUCUUUUUGAAAUACAAAGAGCACUUGCAUGGAGUGUCCUGGUGGCCACGUAGGAGCGUGGCCUUGGGCAGCCCCUGCCCUGGGUGGUUGGAGCAGUGGUGGCCACAGACCCAGACAUGGGGGAUAAUGGUCUGUGAUCCCCUAGAUGAAGCCAGAGGGCCCCCUUUCCACCAGGCAGAUGGGUUGUGUGAUGAGGUCAUCUCUGGAUAGCUUAGUGAACUCAGCACUGGAGAGGCCUCUGAAAACCUAGGUCAAGGCCUCCUAACCAGGGUCUGUGACCCCUUGAAAUGUACAUUAUGCGUGUGGCCACACGUACAUUUUUCUUGGGGAUGGUGUCUCUCAUUUCCAUCACAUUCUCAAAUGAGUCCAUGACAUUUAUUCAUUUGACAGACUUUGUGCUAAACACAAACCAGGCCUGGGAUUCAGUGCUGGGGACAGCAGUCCAGACACCCUCCCUGUCCAUGUGGACUCAGAACGUGUGGCUUGGGUGUGAUUGGGGACUAGGGUGGGGGGGUGGAGGAAAGUGUGUUUUCGUGACUUGGGAGACCCGAGGUCUAGCUCUGGCUCUGCCACCUGGGGCUGUGACACUGGAUCAGUCACUUCUUUCCUUGAGCCUCAGUUUCCCCAUCUGGGAAAAGGGUACAACAAUCACCACCCUUUCUGCCUCCCUGGGUUUUGUGAGAUUCGGGUGACAGUUAUCAUAUUGUUGGUGAUGUACUUAGAUGGCUCAAAGCUUAUCUCAAAGCAAACGGCAAUUUGGACCAAAUACAUUUAAGGAAGUCAAAGUAAAAUUGAUAAUAACGCGGGCUUCCGUUAACUGAGCUCUUCGUCUGUGCCCAAGGCCGUGCCAGGCUCUCAACUCUAGCUCAUCGCGGCGCUCCUGUUGAGCCCCGUGGUACUGGCUCCCUUUCCUGCUGCAGGAACUGAGGCUGCAGGCACUGCUGCCAGUGCCUGACAGACCACAGCCCAGACUCGGAUCUCUGUGGCCCUUGACUCUGCCACGUCCUGAUCCCCCGGGAGCCACAUCUGCAGUCAUGCUGCCUGUGGCCUCCUGUAGAGCCGCACAGAAAGGCCGCUCUCGUCAAGCUCCAGUGGGGGUCUCCUCGGGCAUUUAUCUCUUUGUCCCUUUCACACAGUGAUCAUAAAAAUAUCCGGAACCCAGGGGCGGAGACCUCUGAUAUCAGCCCUCAUCGGGCAGACUGGCUGUGAAUUCUGAGUGGAUGGUAGAUGACUAAGAAAUUCUCUCCUUUCUUCUUCUCCCAUAAUCUGAGAAGACACCCAACAAGUCCGUCUUUCGGUUUAAAUUUGGCCAAUGCCUUUAGUCUCCGGAUGUCUCAAAUUAUGAAUCCUGAGCACUCGCCAUCUGCUCUUUCAUGCAUAACGGAUGAAGCUGCAGAGAACAAAGUCGCCUUUCAGAUUUGAUGUGACCUUCAGCUUCACUGGGUGGAUGUUGGGCUCUCCUCUCCCAGGGGGAGAGCCCAUCCCAAUUAAAUCUCUCCAAGGACUUUCUGACAAGCCCGGAGAGGGAAUCUGGUCGAAUUCUGGGCCCUCGGUGCUUGUCUGGGGUCUGUUCUUCACCUGGCCUUCUUGCCUCUGCCACUCCCUGUGCACGGAGUACAGAGGUGGCCUCUUUGUUAUCAAGGAGUGAGCUUUUCCCCAGGGCGUACAUGCCAGGCCCCGUUAGUCCUUUAUACCUAACAUCAGAGAUACUAGUCUAACAACCAUGCCAGGACGUGGGUGGUCCUAGCACCAUUUUCAAGAUGGGACAACUGAGGUUCAGGGAGGAUAAGUGAAUUGACCAGAGUCUCACAGCCAGUAAGGAAUGGACCUUGGAUUUGAACCCCAGUCUGCCUGACGCCAGAGCUUGUAUAUUUCCACGGCACUACCUACCCUGUAGAGUGAAGGGCAAACCCAAGCC
Balaenoptera acutorostrata (minke whale) is the source of this 4756-nucleotide messenger RNA. It is a transcript of the gene LDLRAP1, whose product is annotated as low density lipoprotein receptor adaptor protein 1. Gene Ontology annotation, cellular component: early endosome. The record is from RefSeq and is a predicted model, not a curated record. The transcript is spliced from 9 exons. NCBI's taxonomy places the organism in Eukaryota, Metazoa, Chordata, Mammalia, Artiodactyla, Balaenopteridae. The coding region runs from base 38 to 967 and encodes 309 amino acids.